AACUCAUGGAUGUUUAUGUAUGGCCGUAGAUUUGGUCUGGAAAACAACUGUGUGUUGAGAUAKCUAGAGGCAAAUAUGAAUCAAGUAUKUUGAAAGUAGAGUAUGCUUAAGUCAAAAGCCAUAAUGCCUCUCGAUCAAGAGAUGAACGACUUCAAGAAGGACAUUCACAGGCACCCUCCUAUGAGACUGCAAUCAAAAAAACGCAAAGACCACAAAGAUGUMAUGCACGCCAUGGUAGAUGGUUUGUACGACGAGUUGAUGGUGUUGAGCCAAGAAGGUGUUAUCGAUGAGGUAAACGAGCAAGGAURCAGUCCUCUGCAAAUUGCUGCCCGCCACAAUGACGUUCCUUUGAUGAAGAUGCUUGUGAACGCGGGUGCAAAUGUUAACGCUCAAGGGUUUGGUGGCUACACGCCGUUACAUUUUGCAGCAAGAUUUAACAGUGUCGACGCUGCAAAGUUUCUGCUUGAGAAAAACGCUGAUGUUACGAUAAAUUGCAACAGYGAAACAAUUCCUUUACAURUUGCUGCAAGGCUCGGAUUUCUAGAAGUCGUUAAGUUGCUUGURAACAAGGAYAUCAGUACUAUCAAURSUAGGGCGCAGGGYRAUGUGACGCCAAUUUACCUUGCUUGUAAGAACGGAGAUCCUGCUCUUUGCAAAUGGCUGAUUGCAAACGGAGCAGAUAUCACUUAUGUGACUAUCGAGAACAAGACACCUCUGCACAACGCCGCUUUUAAUGGGAAUUACGAUGCUGUAAAAGUAUUGAUUGAAACAGCAUCAAAGAAGCUCUCAAACGUCAAAGACUAUGUAGAUAUCACAGAAUACGAGGGCCGCACUGCUCUUCAUUUUGCCUGUCUCAUGGGCCACGAUAAAAUAGCACAGGAGCUCAUUUCCAAUGGGGCAGACGUACAUGCGCAGACGACGGCAAUGAAAGAGAGUGUUUUACAUCUCGCUGUUUGUGGCGGWAGCGUUGCAAUCUUGGAGACUCUACUAAAGAACGGUGCAAAUAUAGAGAGUGCUGACUGGGAUCAUAGAACUCCGCUGCACAGGGCAGCUGGCUCAAACAACGUUGAGGUGAUAAACUUCCUCUUAGACAAAGGAGCAAAAAUCGWUUCCAUAGACCUCAAAAAGCUGACACCGUUUCUACUGGCAGUGAAGAAAAACAGCACGGAUGCCGCGGCUGUUCUAUUAGAACGAGGAGCAAACAUGAAGGCAGCUGACAUUGACUUAAUGACAUGUUUUCACCUUGCUGUGAGAAACCAGAGCAUUGAAACACUAGAUGUCUUGAUAUCAAAAGAUGACUGUUCUUUGAUACGAAAAACUGAGAUGCAAAUUCAGAACCCCUUGCACUAUGCCGCAGCAAUCGGGGAURUAGAGAUAAUUAAAAAAAUCCUGCCAAAAUCUGAACUUGACGAUGUCGAUGCCAAUGAAAUGACAGCGUUGCAUAUUGCAGCGUUGAACGGUGCAGUUCAUGCAACGGAGCUUCUUGCCAGGGCAUCGCCCAAGAGUAUAGGCAUUCAAGACAGAAAUGGAAGGACUCCUCUUCACUGCGCUGCUGAAAAUGGAUAUAAGAAAACAUGUGGAGUUCUUCUUGAGCUUGGUGCUCACAUAAGCUCACGUGACUACAAGAGACGAAGCCCACUCCAUGCUGCAGUCGAGGCUGGUGCCGUCACCACUGUCAAGCUCCUUCUCUCGCAAAAAGAUUCUCAGCUUCUAUCGAUGCUUGACGAAGAUGAAAACUCGGCAAUUCACUUGGCUUGCGCUAAAGAGCAAGUUGAAAUCGUCAAAGCUUUGCUUGAUAACGAUGAUGAUGUUACUAUUCUCAACAAAAAAGGUCAAACGUGCCUUGAUAUUGCCAUAGAUUGGGAAYUAGAAGACGUGGCUACUGUGCUUGUGAAACACGAAAGAUGGUGGGAGAUAAUGUGUACAAAAAAUAAAGAUGGUUACGGACCAAUGAAACGACUUAUUCAAGUUCUACCAGAUGUUGCAAAGAUAGUCCUAAAUCAGUGCAUAGAUGCCUGUAACCUCCCCUCUCACAACAAAGAUUACUGGGUUGAAUUUAACUUUAAACUUCUUGAUCCUGGUCCUGAUGAUCCUCCYGCUCUCAGGGGGGAGCCUUUUGAUGGACCAACGGUGAUGGUUGAAAAUAAUCAAGAAGAUCURUURAACCACCCCCUGACACAAGCCCUUYUGCGGUACAAGUGGCUAACGUAUGGAAAAGUGAUAUUUUAUUUGAACUUCUCUUUCUUUAUUGUUUUAGCAAUACUCUAUACGUAUUUCAUAAUUUCGGAGAGGGAGAAUGUCAAAAUAUACUACUCCUCGUCAAAAAAUGCAACAAUUGUCCAGAAGAAGCUUCUGGAGACUGCAGAUUCCCGUUCUGUGCUCAGUAUUGCCGGAGCUUUAACUUUUAUGAUCAUAAUUCAAUUCAUAAAAGAGAUUUACCAACUAAUUCUUUUGAAGCUGGAAUACUUUAAAACGUUAAGCAACUAUAUGGAGUUGGUGUUAAACAUAACUGCUCUUCUAUUUCUCCUUCCUUAUUUGGCUGGUGACGUUCUGUACUAUUCGAGUUCUGCACAGUGGAACGCGGGUGUUAUUGCACUGUUCUUGUUUUAUGUGGACUCCUUGUUGUAUAUUCAACGCCUUGGACAAGGAGGAAUAUACGUUAGCAUGUACUUUGAAGUGUGGUAUUCGUUUAUCAAACUGCUUGGUGUAUUUAUUGUUGUUUUGUUUGGAUCAAAUGCUGUUUUCUACGUACUACUUAGAGAGGAGGACAAUUUCAGUACCAUGUGGUUUUCCUUUGUAAAAACCACAGUUAUGAUGGUUGGGGAGUUAGAUUACUCUGAUGUGUUGUCUGAUAAUGUGGUGAACAAGAACAUCAACCCAAAGUCUGGAGUACCGUAUGUUCCACUCCCUGAAAUAACCUACAUUCUCUUUGUAAUCUUCAUGAUUGCUGUCCCAGUCCUUCUCAUGAAUUUGCUGGUUGGUAUUGCUGUUGGUGAUAUAGAAUCAAUUCAAAAAUCAGCGUCAUUUGCCCUUGUAAAAGAUCAAGUCAAGUUCGUAGUAGAUGCGCAGGAUAGAUAUCCCAGAAGGAUCUUACAACUUCUGUAUCGUGAUACUAUCAGAGCACAUCCAAAUCAAAAUAAAUUUCUUACUCGAUUUCUAUUAUCUGGUACCAACGUAAAUGACGAUUCUUACAUCCAAACGCUACUUAAUAUAAAGUCUGUAGUAAACAGUGACAAGACGAAAGAGGAGCAGGAAGAUCCAUUCGAGAGACAAAAAGUCAAACUGCGUGAAUUAGAAGCAAAGCUUGAUCGACAGCACAAGUUAAUGACUGCAAUAGCAGAGAAGAUUGGAGUUGUGCUCACUAAUGAAAACGACACGCAGUUAUGAUGAAAACACGUACUUGUACAGAGAAAAACCGUGAAUGUAUUGGCCAAGAUAGCAAGAUAUAACGUGAACGACUGGGAGAUAUAGAUACAGAGAUAUAUACAGCUGUUUUUCUCCAUUUUAUCGGGGAUAAGUCGAUCAUAUUGCUUUGUAAUUAAGUUUCUUUUUUAAACAGUGUGUAAAUACAGACGACACUUAUGAUCUUCCAAGUUUUUCCCAUUUAAUUAUUAUUUAUUUUUUCUUCAUUGUAAAAAAAGGAUUAUUAAAAAGACGGCAUAGG
Messenger RNA from Exaiptasia diaphana, 3664 nucleotides. Its product is annotated as transient receptor potential cation channel subfamily A member 1. The record is from RefSeq and is a predicted model, not a curated record. The coding region runs from base 103 to 3387 and encodes 1094 amino acids. Gene Ontology annotation, molecular function: protein binding; monoatomic ion channel activity. The transcript is spliced from 11 exons. Gene Ontology annotation, cellular component: membrane. Gene Ontology annotation, biological process: monoatomic ion transport; transmembrane transport. NCBI's taxonomy places the organism in Eukaryota, Metazoa, Cnidaria, Anthozoa, Actiniaria, Aiptasiidae.